AUGGGGAUUUUCUCUGCUACUUAUGCCUCAUUGCUCACGAACGCCCUCUCCAGUAUCACUGUGACGGAACUUCUCACUCUCGGUUUUGGAAUCUUACUCGUGUUUUCCUCGUACCUGAACCGGGCCUCGGUCAACGCACCUUUUGUUGGAUAUCGAUCAUGGUUUGAGCCGACAUUUUUGUUGAGGCUACGGUUUCUCACGAAUGCCAAAGGCAUUCUAACCAGCGGAUAUGAGAAUAAGUACAAAAGUGGAAAGUUCUAUGUCCGCAGAAUCGACGGGGAUACCCUCAUUCUAUCCAACAACUAUCUAGAAGAGCUUCGCCUGUUUCCCAACACGGUCUUGAGCAACGCACAUGCACAGUACCAAAACAUUCUGGGCAAAUACACAUAUGCUUCGGUAGUGCUGCACAGCACCCUCCACACACAGGUUCUGCUACAGCAGCUCACCCCGAGGGUUAGCUUCUACACCCUGCGCUCGAAAGCUGCGUUCGACCAUGCCUUGUACGAUUUGAUGCCCCGCUCCAAAGAGUGGGUGGAAGUGGAUAUCCAAUCUGUCACACGGAGUAUCGUUGCUCGGAUGACGGGUGCGGUCUUCCUCGGUUCUGCGGCCUCGCGCAAUGAAGAGUGGUUGAACAUCAGUAUCCAGUACCCGAUGGACACCUUUCAAACUGCCUUUCAACUGCGCAUGUUCCCUAAAUUCAUGCAUCCUCUGCUGGCAAGGUUGCUCCCCUCACGCUACAGGCUUCAGGACCAUCGCAGAAGAGCUGGACGUAUAAUCCAAGCGCUGAUGACGGAGCACAAGAGAAAGGUCAAGGCUGGUAUCCAGACGGAGGAAACGCUGCUCGGCUGGAUGGUGGACAAUGCAGUGGGUACGGAAGGGGAUCUCGAGGAGAUGAAGAGCAGACAGCUUGUUCUAACGCUGGCUUCCAUCCAUACCACCGCACUUGCACUCAGCCACGCCUUCUACGACCUUUGCGCUCACCCGGAAUACGUCGAGCCUUUGCGCGAGGAAAUUGAAAGGGUCUCCAAAGAGUUCCAAGGCGACGACUUCGUCCACCACGGCCUCCACCGCCUUGAAAAAAUGGAUUCAUUUCUGGUGGAGUCUCAGCGCUUUCACCCGCCUGUGCUGAUGUCGCCUCAGCGCGUUGCCAUGAAGCCCAUCUCCCUCCAUGAUGGCACAUACAUCCCGCGUGGAACUAGAAUUGCUUUCCCCUCCGCUGCCAUUCUCAUGGACAAAGCAGUGAAAGCCGACCCCUUUGUUUUCGAUGGGUUCCGCUCCUAUCGCAAGCGGCAGCUCCCUGGCGAGAAGUGCCAUCAUGUGUGGGUGCAGACGGGCAAAGAGAAUCUCGCCUUCGGACAUGGCAAGCAAGCAUGUCCUGGCCGGCAUUUUGCUGCCGCGGAGAUCAAAGUUGUGCUGUCAAGGAUCAUUAGUGAGUACGACGUCAAAUACUGGGCUGGGCAAGUGCGACCCAAGACAUUUUACUUGGAUGAGAAUGUGUUUCCGGAUCCUCAGGCGAAGCUGCAUUUUCGACGCAGGGGGCAAGAGUUGUCAAGCAGGAAGGAGUCGUGA
Molecule: messenger RNA, 1569 nt
Organism: Trematosphaeria pertusa
Lineage: Eukaryota; Fungi; Ascomycota; Dothideomycetes; Pleosporales; Trematosphaeriaceae
Product: cytochrome P450
Exons: 5
Coding region: 1-1569 (522 amino acids)
Molecular function (GO): oxidoreductase activity, acting on paired donors, with incorporation or reduction of molecular oxygen; monooxygenase activity; heme binding
Source: RefSeq, a predicted model, not a curated record